Messenger RNA from Symbiodinium necroappetens, 280 nucleotides. NCBI's taxonomy places the organism in Eukaryota, Dinophyceae, Suessiales, Symbiodiniaceae. The record is from the annotation of a GenBank genome assembly.
AUGGCCACUUCGAUCGCCUUUGGCCCGAGUCUGAGCGAUCAGUGCAUGACGAAGCCUCCAGAGCUAGUGGCCGAGGAGCAGGAGCCGACGCCUUGCAACUUCAGCCGCAUGACCUUUCGGAAGCCGGCCAUGCCAAAUCUUCCUGAGGAGGAGCCCUUGAUGGAUGAGAUGACCGGCAUGAUGCAGAAGCCGGCCGACCACCCAUUGAUCGAGGACGAGGACGACUUUGAAGCUUUGAUCACGUUUCCCGACGGAGAAUUUGCGCGGGCGACAAGCAUAA